This is a messenger RNA of Zymoseptoria tritici IPO323, 453 nucleotides long. RefSeq lists its product as uncharacterized. The annotation marks the transcript as partial. NCBI's taxonomy places the organism in Eukaryota, Fungi, Ascomycota, Dothideomycetes, Mycosphaerellales, Mycosphaerellaceae. The record is from RefSeq and is a predicted model, not a curated record. The transcript has a single exon.
AUGGCUUUGGACGACGCUCCGAACCAGGUAGAGGGGCGGUCGGACCACAAAUCCAGGAUUCACUCACCCGAUGAGUCGCUUUCCAGUCUGAUUACGCCGAAACCUGGAGUGCCUUCACUGCGAUCCCCUGAGGAAACGUCCAAGAAGAGCACUAGCUGGAACAAGAUACUGCUGGACACUUGGCUGCCCGAGAUCUUCAUUCUGGUCCUGAGUGUGGCAUGCUUGGUCACCAUCAUUGUCAUUCUCAGUGUCUAUGAUGGUACACUGUCUCGAGAACUUCCAUACGGCAUCACUUUGAACGCGAUCGUCUCCGUUCUGGCUACAGCGAGCCGCUCCGCGCUUCUUUUCCCGGUGGCGGCAUGCGUUGGCCAGCUCAAGUGGUGCUGGUAUGCCAAAAAGAGACCAUUGCACGACAUUCAGACGUUUGAUGAUGCCAGUAGAGGGCCGUGGGGA